This is a messenger RNA of Conger conger (European conger), 1742 nucleotides long. RefSeq names its product cytosolic 5'-nucleotidase 1A-like. Gene Ontology annotation, molecular function: nucleotide binding; magnesium ion binding; 5'-nucleotidase activity. The transcript is spliced from 8 exons. Bases 700 to 1626 code for a protein of 308 amino acids. Lineage: Eukaryota; Metazoa; Chordata; Actinopteri; Anguilliformes; Congridae. The record is from RefSeq and is a predicted model, not a curated record. Gene Ontology annotation, cellular component: cytosol; cytoplasm. Gene Ontology annotation, biological process: adenosine metabolic process; nucleotide metabolic process.
CGUUAGAAAGCAGGAAAUGCAACCACAAUGGAGCCGUGUUUGUCAUUGUCUUUUCACUCCAUGUCAUGGUGAAGGAGUCAGCAGUAAACGUUUUUGUCAACUACUACGCCGACGACUCUUUGCUUCAUUUUGAGUGGAGUUUAACUUGAUGUUUAGUUUGCGGUUGUUACACGCUUACGAGAACAUUACAGUGGGUCAAAACCAACCAAAGAGCAUACCUGAUGUAGCUGAUCCACAGACAUAACAGGAGGGAAAUCCUAUAACAUUAUAUAUAAACUAGACCCAAAACAUUUGCAGAAUCUGAUUGGUCUGCGUGAGUAGGCACAGUUCCAAAGCAGUUGCCAAGGGAGGAAGGUUUACAUAUAAGUUGCAAAUGUGUACCUACUUUCAUUUGCAGAGAUACGCGUGGGAGAUCUUGGCAAGAAUAGGUUUGGCAUCCUGGUUCUGUGGUUAUGAAGGUCAGCACGUUAUAGACGUUUCAGUUGAUGAGCAGACAUCCGCAGGUUGACUUAAGUUAACACCAAAUAUAAAAUCUAGUGUGAAUUACAAUUAUUACAUAACAUUACAUUACGUGGCAUUUAGCAGACACUCUUAUCCAGAGCGACGUACAACAAAGUGCAUAUCAAUCACAAGAACAAGUGCAAAAGUAGACCUGAGAGGACAGUACAGUUCCGAGUCCUAGUGUAAACAUACAGAAUUAUGAGUGGCAUGGAGAUUAACAAAGCCAGUAAUGCACCGGAUGACAAAGGAGUUGGAGAUGGACCAGCAGGCAAACGUGGACCAAUGACCAUCGCAGUGUCUGAAAUAUUGCUGAUUAACAUGGAGAAGCCAGGAGUGGCGUUUCCCUUCAUAAAGGCCUUGGUGAACGUGAAUGACCAUUUCCACAAGCUUCACCCGGACAGUGAGUUUCCAUUCUACAUUGCACUGAUGACUAAGAACCAGGCUCAGGAGCAACACAUAAGAAACCACCUCAACAAGUUAGGCUUAAGUCAGGUUUCAAUCCAUCAGGAUGACUACAGCAGCAAACCUGAACCGAAAGUACUCUACCUCUCCGAAGACCCUGACAAAGCAGAGGAAGCCAUUGAAACAGGGCAUGCAGCUGCCAUCAUGUUCCCUAAUGACAAGGAUAACAAAGGGGAUGGAGAGGGAAAGCUACGCGUGGCCUUCGAUGGAGAUGGAGUCCUGUUCUCUGAUGAGUCCGAGAUUGUUUUUAAGAAGAAAGGGCUGGACGCCUACUUAAAAAAUGAGGAUGAUUCAGAGGACAUCCCCCUUGGAGAGGGUCCCCUGAAGUGCUUUUUGGAGGCUCUUGUUAACAUGGAGAAAAAAUUGCACGCCAAACAUCCGAAUGAAAACUUCCCUGUGCAGACCUUCCUGGUGACAUCACGCGACCCAGUCAUUUCUGGGACCAGGGUCCUGAAGACCCUGAAGAGCUGGGGUCUGGAGCUCACUCAGGCGUUCUUCUUAUCCGGGAGGCCUAAGGGGCCCCCACUGAGUAUGAUCCAGCCACACAUCUUCUUUGAUGACCAGAAGCCACACAUCGAUGGGGCUCUUAAGCUGGGGAUCAUCUCUGCCCACGUGCCUUAUGGGAUAGGAUAUGAGACCUACAAGGAUGACUGCGAGAAGUGAUAAACCAUGGGAACCAUGGGAAAGUUAGAAUGAGAAACUGAUGUAUUAUUCAUAUUUUUAUUUUGAUCUCAGUUCACUCAUGAUAUAUAUAUAGUCAAUGGUUUGUUUAAAGUGCU